GUCAGUUUAUGAUGUCAAUGUUUGAACAAAUACAUAAAUAUAUUACCAAUUUAAAUUUACCGCUUUCAACAAAUCAGAUGGCGUAUCAUAUUGAUCUAGUAAUAUAUGAGAAACGUUGUUCAGGACAAUUAGUACUCGUGGUCAUUCUUACCUUUCAAAGUGAGAAAAUUCAUUUAAAAUGGGUAAAACAUUUGGAGAGCUUGCAAAAGUUUCUGGAGUCACAUUCUUUCGGCUCAGUCCAUAUGAGCAGAAGCCAUUUGCUGGAGUGCUCACAAACGGAGUGCGAAAUACAAUACGCAGGUUUAAUGAUUCUAUGGUAACAUUUGUACCUUUUGGUCUUAUGACUUACAUGCUUAUGGAAUGGGCAGAUGACGAAUAUCAUAAGAGCCAGCGUAAAAACCCAGCAGAUUUUGCAAAUGACAAGUAAAAUAUAUGUCAAUAAUUAAUAGCAAACAAAGUACAUGUAAUUUUAAGUUAGAAUAAAAUUAACCACACGUAAUGUA
Molecule: messenger RNA, 503 nt
Organism: Nomia melanderi (Alkali bee)
Lineage: Eukaryota; Metazoa; Arthropoda; Insecta; Hymenoptera; Halictidae
Gene: UQCR-Q
Product: Ubiquinol-cytochrome c reductase ubiquinone-binding protein
Biological process (GO): mitochondrial electron transport, ubiquinol to cytochrome c
Cellular component (GO): respiratory chain complex III
Source: RefSeq, a predicted model, not a curated record